AUGUGCACCACCGACGUUUACACCUACGUCUACCCCGACGGCCGGAGGGCUGAGGAACAGCAACCCACCUUUUGCUCUGCUUCCCGCAACGGCCGCCUUUGCGCCAACCCUGUCAUCUACAACCACCCGCCGCGUCAAGUCGGCUACCCCUCACCAGUGCCCAUGUAUGCUCCUGUCGGACCAGCAUACCCAUUUCCUCAGCAGAUGCCGCCCUCUCCUCCCAUGAGCUCACCACGCGGAACUUCCUCGGGCAAUGAAGGAGGCCGCGCUCGUCGCGAAUCUUCUUCGAGCGAGAGAAAGCACCGCCAAUCCGGAGUAUACGUGAACGGCCAAAGGAUAUUGGACCUCAACCGCAAGCACCGGUCACGUAACGAGCGCAUCGUGAUUGUCGACUCUCCAACCACCCCGCGCACACCACCAAAGCAAUUCGCUUCACCUUACACCGCGCCGCCUUCACCCAUUGCAGGCGGCGAGAACCCUCAAUUCCGCUACAGCCACGUCCGCCGCGACUCUCUUCGCCCUGUCAUCGUCGAUGAGCGCCCGCGGUCCAAGGUCGAGAUUGAGGUUAUCGACAACAAGCACCGCCGCCACCACUCUUCUGAAUCGCGCCACAGCUACCACAGCGCCGACGAGGAGGAGCGCCGCCGCCGUCACCGAGAUCACAAGGAGCGUGAAGAGCGCAAACGCCAGGAGGAGGAUCGCCAAGUUAAGAAGCAACUACGCAUCGCUGAGCAAAACGCCAAAAUUGCCAGCCGCACCGCCGUACCCGUCCCUCCCGCUCCUUUGAACCGCACCUCUACUGGCUACGGUUCCAGAUACCAAGAGGACUUGUUGGCAGAUGCUCUUCGCCGUAUGGAAGUUGUCGACCAUCUCACGGCAAGAGCUGAGGAUGAGGAAGAAGCCCAGCGCCGCCGACUCAUGGAGCGGAUGACACCCCACCGCCGGGCUACCGUGGGGCCGGGUACACGGAGGCACCGCGUUCUCUACGACGAUGGUCUCUGGCGAUGGGAGUAA
Molecule: messenger RNA, 1014 nt
Organism: Colletotrichum abscissum
Lineage: Eukaryota; Fungi; Ascomycota; Sordariomycetes; Glomerellales; Glomerellaceae
Exons: 1
Coding region: 1-1014 (337 amino acids)
Source: RefSeq, a predicted model, not a curated record